Penaeus vannamei (Pacific white shrimp) is the source of this 2601-nucleotide messenger RNA. Its product is annotated as DAZ-associated protein 2. Lineage: Eukaryota; Metazoa; Arthropoda; Malacostraca; Decapoda; Penaeidae. The record is from RefSeq and is a predicted model, not a curated record.
GAUAAGGACCCAGCCUCUCUUGCAUACUAUCAGAACUUGGCAGCUGCCCAGCAAGCUCAAAAACUUGCCUACUCACAGCAGGCAGCAUACCAGCAGCAGCAACAGUCCUUGUAUGUACAGCAGCAGCAACAACUGUAUCUACAACAGCUGCAGGGUUACUAUCCACCUCCUCCACAAGCUCCUCCAUUCCAGCAUGGACAGAAUGUUUUGGUGUUGAAUGGUUUUGAAUCUGGUGCCAGGUUCGAUGGCAUUGCCCAGCCCAGCAUCCCUCCCCCACCACCUGGCGUUGCCCCCAAUGCUGCUCAGCUGGCUGCUGCUUCCGGUGCUCAAGUAUCGAUGAGUCAGAAGAAAGGUUCCUUCCUCAGUGGAGGGUCAGGUGGAGGGUUCACUUUUUGGUAAAGUGUUGUAAGGGUUAUAUGUAAAAGACCAAAAAAACAAAAAACAAAAAAAAAAAACAAAAAAGAUUGGAAUAUUCUUGGUUUGAUACUUUUUAUUUUUGAUGUAGAAAGACAUCUGACCAAUGAGAAGAGAAGAUUUUUUUUUUUUUUUCUUAAAGUAGAGAUGGUAGUGUGAACCAAAUCUGGCAACGUAUUUUGGCAAGAAGAAAAAAAACAAAGAUGUAAAUAAGUAAAAAAAUAUAUGUAUAAAGAAGACUUCAGAAGUCAACUUUGCAGUUUUGUUUGAAUGCUUAAACAGGGUAAAAAUGUAAUAAUCCAUUUUGCAGUUAUUGUAGGAAGAGGUGGAAGGGAAUAAAGGUUAUGACAGUGUACUAGAGUGAAUAGAAUUGCAAUGGACCACUUUAUAUGUGGACAGACUCUAAUUGAUGGAUACUAUAUAGUUAUAUAUAAUAAUUAUAUAUAGAUGUAUAUUAUAUUGUCGUUGAUAAAUAUAUAAUUAUAUAUAAUAAUUGUGGAUAUAAAUAUAUAUGAUCAUUAUAUGAUUAGUUUUCAUGGAUACUUUAGUAGUGUCUUAGAGAGUUUGGAGAGUAUGUCCUUUGUACUCUGUGUUAAGCCUUUUUUCCCAGUGAUACGUUUGAGUACUUUUUUUCCUCCAGUCGGGCUGAUACAUUGGAAGUUAUUGUAUCAAAUAAGAUGUGUCUCUUUUUGUUUUUUUCUAGUUGUUUUUCUUGUCAGAGUCCUAGGGGCUGUUGGUAAUAUAUUGUUACUGAUUUAUGAAGUACCUUAAAUUUGAUUUAUGAUUUUGUGAUUUAGGUGUACCUGUAUAACCAAAGCAUAAAAGAACAACAAAGAAAGAGAGAGAGAGACAAAAAAAAAAGGUUCAAAAUAAUGUAUUGUUUACCAUUUUGAAUUCUUUUUGAUUCCUUUUGAUAAAAAUCGUAAUGCAGUGUACAUUUUCACAAAUUAUGACCUUCCCAAUAAAGUCUCAGAUAAUGAAUAAACUUCCUCACUCUCUUUCCAACUCCUGCUCUCUAGGAGGUAUUGCUGUGACACUUUGUUGGAGGAUACCAUCGCAAGUAUCUUCAUCUUCUUUAAAGGAAAAGACUGGUUUUGUUUCAUUUUUAAUCUCUGUCUACAAUUCAUUGGACUGUGUGUAGUGAAUUUCUGUAAUGGUUCACCAUUGGCAUUAUAUUCAGUUCAAAAUAUCCACUGUCAUACCUGUUUGCAGUUUGAAUUAAUUCUACAAGAAAACAUUAAAAUUCCAAUUCAGAAACUCCAGUUACUGGAACGAAUAGCCAAGUUAAAAUAAUGGAUGUCUAGACAGCCAGUUAGCUCAUGGGGGUGUUGAUGUAAAGAUUCAGUGUUGUAGGAAUUUUUGCAGCCAGCCAAAGUAUUGCAAAAUUUUCACAGUUAAAUGACCAAGAGAGAGAGAAAAAAGAAAACAAAAAACAAAGGCGGAGUGAGUGUUCAUCUACUAUUGUGUACUCAGGAAUACAGUACAUUAAGUAAGCCAUUGCUCCAUGAAUGUGAUCUAGAUUGUUGUUCGUUGGUUGAUGUUGAUCGUGUUUUUCCAUAAGGUUUGGGGUUUUCACUUUUCACACUAGAGGCUUAUACCAAUGCACAUACAUAGUCAACAUUAUGACAAUGAUACAUACUAGCCAUUUAGAUGUAUGUAUGUAUUUUUGUAUAUAUGUAUGUAUUAUGUAUGUAAAUAUAAUAGGAUGUGAUAUCAUAAUGAUUAUCACUUCCACCAUCUCAAGGGAUUUUCUAGUCCGAUUUUUUUUCUCUCAAAUGGCCUACUUAGAAUCCCUUCGGAACUCUGGUCAAGGUGCUCAUCAGUACUAUGCGUGAAGUGUGAAAUCUGCUUGCCAGUGGUGAAAGAGAUUGAUAAAUAUGUUAUAUUUACUUACUAUUUGUGGAUAUGACAGCAAGGAUAUUAUCCUACUUGUAUUUACUAGAAUAUUUUAGAGGGUGUGUAGUGGAAAUUUUAGAGGAAUAUUUAGACUGGUUGCUAUUUAGCCUUUUCCUUAAUAUUAGAGUAAUGGGAAUUUUUCAUGCUCAAGCAUUACUAUUCCUGUUUGUAUUAAUCACCACUAACUUGAUGUAUUCUUACUAAACAAAUAGUUUUGAAUUUAAGGAAUAUACUAUUAUCAGAAUUGUAAUUGUAUGGUAAUUCUUAUGAACAAUAAAAUAUUGACAGAAA